This is a messenger RNA of Oncorhynchus masou masou (cherry salmon), 7235 nucleotides long. It is a transcript of the gene dgki, whose product is annotated as diacylglycerol kinase, iota. Gene Ontology annotation, biological process: regulation of synaptic transmission, glutamatergic; lipid phosphorylation; diacylglycerol metabolic process. Bases 1360 to 4317 code for a protein of 985 amino acids. The transcript is spliced from 33 exons. The record is from RefSeq and is a predicted model, not a curated record. Lineage: Eukaryota; Metazoa; Chordata; Actinopteri; Salmoniformes; Salmonidae. Gene Ontology annotation, cellular component: nucleus. Gene Ontology annotation, molecular function: ATP-dependent diacylglycerol kinase activity; protein binding.
AACUUCUUGAACUGCACUGUUGGUUAAGGGCUUGUAGUAAGCAUUUCAAGUUAAAGUCUGCACUUGUUGUAUUUGGCGCAUGUGACAAAUAAAGUUUGAUUUGAUUUUAAUUAGGAAAUUCUGGGGUCCUAUAUUGACUAGGGUGACCAGUCGUUCCUGAUUUCCGGGGACAAUCCCACAUUCUUGUGGCCUGUCCCCGACGAGAGCGGUCUCUGAAAUUGUCCCUGAUUUAGCCCUCAGAAAGAAAAAAGCAACUCUGAAGUUAAAUUGAGGCAGAUAUUUCAAUAAUCAAACGCUGUAUCCAAUCAUAUUGCCAUGUAAAAAUGAUGUCUAUAUCCCUGUUCCAAACUCAUUUGCUCUUACGGUUACGCCGCAGACCUGUAAUGAGAACGUUUGAUCAGUCAUACAUUGUAACCACUGCAUGAACAACUAUGCCCAUGGCUAGAAAGUGCAUCCAACAGCAUCGGCUACCCAACUUGAGUGAUUGUAAAAUUGCUAGCUAGGCAAAGAUUAAUAAGGAAACUGUGGAUGGGUAGUUGAUUUCUGUGUUAUAAAUAACACAAGUGUUUCAAAGGACAACGUGAAAUGUAUAGUUUAGUAUAUGUAGUUCCCUCCAUGCCAUUGUUUUUUUUUUGUUUUUUACACAGCUACACUGGUCAUCUUAAUUUUAUAUAGCAACUGUUUCUAAUUGUCAACUCGAAAUUCAUGACAAUCCCUGUAUUAGGUUGCACAUCAAAAUAUAUUGAAUCAUGCAUUCCUGCUUCCACUGCUUAGCUGAAAUAACUUUUUUUAAAUUCCUAAGUAACCUAUGUAUUGCACUUCUUAAUGAAGGUCUAUGAUUGACUUAGGCUCACCACAUUAUGGGCUGGUGCCACCAACAAAGUUAGUGUCACCAGUGACAGCAGGGAGAAAUUAGUUGGCUGUGCGCAUGGUGCUGUGGGCUGGUUUGGAUGGAAUGCCAGGGCCGAAUUGUAGUCCCUGUCCACCCCUGCUUUGCCCUACUUUCACCAUAGUCAUGAUGCUGAGGCAUGGUGAGGAGGAGAAGGAGUAUCCCACAAUGCCCUUGUCGGGGCCGGAGAUGGAUGCUGCCUGCUGCAGCUCGUGAGCUUCUGUUGAGCUGACGCUUGUUGAUGCCGCCGCAGCUCGUGCUGCCAUUUCCAUUUCCGUCAGCUCGCACUAGUUGUUCGCGAUCACCAGCGCGUGCUUGACGGUGCGGUGAACACCGGUCCCCGCUGCUUUGGAUCCCUUCAACAACCACGACCAUAAAAAGGACGGACACUGUCAUCCAACGAUACCCACCGUAUACCGUCUCUGUCUCCCGGAGUAGACGGGGAGAGGGGGUCCAGUGCCGUCCGCAGCAUGAGCAUGGACCCCCUGGCCAAGCCCUGCCCGUCCCAGGUGGAGCACAACCCCGGGACCUUCAGCGGCCGACUGACCGCGCUGGAAGCGGCCGGGGAUGACAGCGAGUCCGGCUGCGGCGAAGAGGAGGCCAUGGGGGGCAGCGAUACGUUCAGUAGCCUCGUCGAAAUGGAGGUGGAGACGCUGGAGGAGAAAUUGAAGGGUCUGGCUUUUAGGAAACAGAUUUCGUAUAGGAAAGCCAUCUCGCGGUCGGGUCUCCAGCACUUGGCCCCGGUCCACAAACCCAUGCCCCCCAUCACCAACGGACCUUCCAAGGAGAUGCGCACGUCCGUCGACUGGACAGAGACUGCUGUGAGCGGGGAACACCUGUGGCUGGAGACCAGUUGUUCUGGAGAGCUGUGCUACCUGGGAGAAGACACCUGUGUACUGAAGACUGCAAAGUCUGCUCCCAGGAGGAAGUGUGCAGUGUGUAAGAUCGUAGUCCACACCGCCUGCAUCGAGCAGCUCGAUAAGAUUAACUUCCGCUGUAAACCAACAUUUAGAGAAGGAGGCUCUCGCUGCCUCAGAGAUAAUAUGUUGAGGCAUCACUGGGUGCACCGGCGCCGCCAAGAGGGGAAAUGCAGACAGUGUGGGAAGAGCUUCCAGCAGAAGUUCUUCCACAGUAAAGAGAUUGUGGCCAUCAGCUGCUCCUGGUGCAAACAAGCUUUCCAUAACAAGGUGACGUGUUUCCAGCUACAUCAGAUUGAGGAGCCCUGUUCUCUUGGCGCUCACGCCGGGGUCAUCGUCCCCCCAUCCUGGAUCAUCAAAGUUAGGAAGCCACAGAGCUCGUUCAAAAACUCUACAAGGAGGAAAAAACGCACAUCGUUUAAAAGAAGGACCAGCAAGAAAGGAACUGACGAGUCAAAGUGGCGUCCGUUCAUGCUGAAGCCCCUUCCCUCCCCUCUGAUGAAACCUGUUCUAGUCUUUGUCAACCCCAAGAGUGGAGGCAACCAGGGUACUAAGGUGUUACAGAUGUUUAUGUGGAUCCUGAACCCUCGCCAGGUGUUUGAUCUCUCCCAGGGAGGGCUCAGAGAGGCGUUGGAGUUGUACAGGAAAGUGCCAAACCUGCGUAUCCUGGCCUGUGGAGGUGACGGGACGGUGGGGUGGAUCCUGUCUGCUCUGGAUGAGUUAGGAAUGACUCCCCAUCCGCCUGUAGCUGUACUUCCUCUGGGGACAGGAAAUGACCUCGCCAGGACCCUCAACUGGGGAGGGGGUUAUACAGACGAGCCGGUUUCCAAGGUACUGUGUCAGGUGGAGGACGGCUCUGUGGUGCAGCUAGACAGAUGGAACCUUCAUGUUGAGAGAAGCCCCGCCCAGCCGGAGGAGGGCACACAGAAGCUCCCACUGAACGUGUUCAACAACUACUUCAGCCUGGGCUUCGACGCACACGUCACACUGGAGUUCCACGAAUCCAGAGAAGCCAACCCUGAGAAAUUCAACAGCCGCUUUCGCAACAAGAUGUUCUAUGCAGGGGCUGCGUUCUCUGACUUCCUCCAGAGGAGCUCCAGGGAUCUGUCUAAACAUGUCAGAGUGGUGUGUGACGGGACGGAUCUCACUCCUAAGAUCCAGGAGCAGAAGUUCCAGUGCAUCGUCUUCUUAAACAUCCCCAGGUACUGUGCAGGCACCAUGCCAUGGGGGAACACAGGAGACCACCGGGACUUUGAGCCUCAGCGCCAUGAUGAUGGCUGUAUCGAAGUCAUCGGCUUCACCCUGUCCUCCCUUGCGGCACUGCAGGUAGGAGGUCAUGGUGAGAGGCUGCACCAGUGUAGAGAAGUGACUCUGACCACCUUUAAGACCAUCGCUGUACAGGUGGAUGGAGAGCCGUGUCGCUUGGCCCCAUCAACCCUCCGCAUCUCCCUACGCAACCAGGCCAACAUGGUACAGAAGAGCAAGAGGCGCACCUCUGUACCCCUGCUCAAUGACAUUCAGAAAGUGUGUGCAGCAGACCCGCGCCGCCUUUCUGCACCCCCUGACUCCUUCUCUGUCCCCCACGCUGUCCCCGAGCGCCUACGCCUCAGAGUCAACCGUAUCAGUCUGCAGGACUACGACAGACUACAGUUCGACAGGGAACGACUCCGAGACAUCUCGAUCGCUGUGGGGAUUGUGGUGGUGAGAGGGGACUGUGACCUGGAGACCUGCAGACUCUACAUAGACAGGCUACAGGAGGAUCUUCAUCAGGCUCCAUCUGCUGGCCACCGAGUGCAUUACCAGGAUGAGUGUCAAGGUCUACCGCGACCUGGCUCCGCCCACAGACUGUCCCCCAACUGGAGCUUCCUGGACUCUACGUCUGCUGACCGUUUCUACCGUAUAGACAAGGCCCAGGAGCACCUGCACUAUGUGACAGAAAUCUGCCAGGAAGAGGUGUUUAUCCUGGACCACGGUGGACUAGCGGGGGGACCGGCCACAGGCAUGCCUGACCUGGUGGUGGAGCCCAACUCUGGGAGCCCUCUGACGUCUGAGGAACAAGCAAUGCUGAUGGCUGCCUCCUCUGGGGACCUGACUACGUUGUCGGGCAGCUUCUUUCGCGGGACCAGCCUCCUGGUGAGGGAUUCUACUGGUUGUAGUGCACUACACCUGGCCUCUCAGCACGGACACACUGAAGUGGUCCACUUCAUACUGGAGCACGGGUCAAAGGUGCUCCUGGAUUUAACCAACAGAGAAACAGGAGACACUGCCUUGCACAAAGCAGCCUCUCAGAAGCAUCACGCUGUGUGUCAUCUUCUCAUUGACUCCGGAGCUUCCCUCAUCAAGACCAACUUCAAGUAUCCACACACGUGUGUGGCUGUGUGUGUGUGUUCACAGGGCAAGACACCAGUGGACCAAGCUCGUAACGCGGGGGACCAAGAGCUGGCCUCCUACCUGACCAGCAAACAGCUCCCUACCACUGUCUCCCAUGAAGAUCUGGAGACUGCUGUGUGAGAGAGAGAGAGAGAGAGAGAGAGGGGGAGGGAUGAGAGAUGGAGGAGAGAGGUUAGCCCCCUUCACCUCCAUAGAUUGACUGAGGGAUGGACAGACAGAUGGACAGACAGGAGCGGCCUGACGCGCUUUAGACUCCCUCAUCAGCAUGACUCUGUCCUGUCCUGCACAGGAAAAUGUUUCAUCGAAAUCAUUAUUUAUUAUUGGUAUUAUUUAUUCAUUAAUUUAUUGAUUGAUUGUAAACGUAUGGGAGUGUUGGGGUAUGGAGUUGCCUGUUGUUCACUGAAUGCCAGGGUCUGGGCUAGAUUAGGAUUCAGGGGGUUCGGGGUCAGGGAUCAGAGGUGAGGGUUCACCGACACACAGACCCUCUCUCAGUGCGGCCCUGCAGCCUUACAUACUGUACCAACGCGGUUCAACCACGGUUAAACCGCAUACUCAAUAUACGUAUUUUCCCAGAAGGCCUUUGUGAAUCAUUCAGACGUGUGCCAAAGACACACAGCACUGUGAGGCAGGGACAGCACCCAGCGCCCUCCAUACUACUACCACUGCUACACUAGGAUACCACUACUGCUAUCCCAACAACACUGCUAGGCUUGUAGCCAUCCCAAUUCUAAGCCCCCUGGAGGCCAGUGUCGGACCUGAGAUGACAGACACCUUAGGCAGACAACGAAAAGACGGGACUGAUUCUCCAUGCAGCCCCGGGGACCCAUUACACACCCAACCUAGAGCUCUACCAGAGCAGCAUGUACACACCUACAGACUGUGUGUGUGUGUGCGUGUACGUGUGCGUGUGUGUGUGUGUGUCGUCUGUGUCUGUGCUUGAGAGAUACUAAUUCAAAACAAACCUGAGCCAUAUUCAAUGCAAUAUGAAUGAAUGACGUUUGUGCGUUUCUCUAUUCAUGUUUACAUUACAUUAAUGUUUUAACGGUCCCUUAUGGCACCAAGGAGUGUUGAAUGUGCAAUUUCUUACCGUGCCGGUGUGUGUGUGUGUGUGUGGUUGUGUUUCUGUCAAUGUGAAGUGGGGUGGGUUUGGUUUGGUUGACUUGAUAUGGUUAAAACACUAAAACUACUGGUAGGUAUUGUAAAAACAGCCGUGUUCAGUUGACGGUUCUGAAAACCGAUGACAGAUGUAUUAUAGCACUUCACCUUGUUUUAUUUAUCCAGCGUUUAUCAGUGGUCCAACAUGACCCGGGAAAUUGAAAUGUUUUGAAGUUGUUCUGCCUUCCUCCAUCCCCCAUUACCCUUCCUGGUCGUGCUGAGAGAGAUACAUCAUAGAGAUAGAUAGAGGAAUCAACAUGUAUGUAACCCGUUUUAGCAUGGAAAAUGCCAUUACGUUUUCAACCAUUCCAUUUUUGUCAACUGGGUGAGGAUUCCUAUAGGCUGGGAGCGAUCAGCCAAUGAUCAGAACAUUGUCCUCUACUUCUUCAAAAUUGGUUUGCCUAUGGUUUGUAAAUGGCUUUAAGAUAUAUUACCGCCAUCUAGUGGCCACAAUCCACAAGUGACACACAAGCUUUUGUUCAGGAUUCUAGAACUGCAGGUGGUGGUAAAUCACCAAUGCAAGCUUUUUGCUUUUUUUCUCAUACAAAUUGAGAAGAAAAUGGAUUACUCUAACAUGGAGAUGCCCGUGCAGUCACGUAUGCCAUUAUGGCACAGAUACAAAGAUGAGUCCUCUGUCUAUCUCUAUGAGACAAACAUCCGUUACUUAUGAAUAGAUUGGAAAUGAUUUUGGAUUAUUUUGUGUUCUUUAUUAUUCAACAAUUGUUGUGCAUGGCAUUUGUCUUACCUCCUUGGAAGUUGCUACUCCAUAAUAAUGGUAUCACAAACUGGCAUUAUUAUUAUUAUGUUAUUAUAAUUAUUAAGAUUUAAUUGUUUUAUACCUAAGUAAUAUGGGUAAGGUUUGAAAUGUUUAAUGGUUCUACAUUUGAUUUUGUAUUUUUCAGACCAUGGGAUUACUUGAAUGUUGUUGUUUAUUUUGUAUUCUCUAAAAGUCGUAUAGUACUGCCUCUGACAACAUUUCCUGUGUUUUGAUUGGUCAUUGACGUGACGUCACGGUGAUGUCACAGUGACGAGGGCCUGAGAGGAGAGUCUCUUUAAGCCUCCCAACCUUCAUAGUGUCUGUGGAGAUGAAUUUGAACACUGGCGUGGUUGAAGGCUGCCUGCCCCUAACCCUAGGGAAUACCCUUAGAGAGUAGAAUAGAUGGAGAAUGUAGUGGGAAUGCUGUAUAUUUAGUCUACUGAGAGACUUUAUCAGUAGUCAGUCAGUCUCCACAGUGUGCCUGUUAGAUAACCUGUAAUUAUAAUGAUACAGACCGGUGUCUAUGUCAAAUACUGGAGGUGUGCUUUGCUUGUCUGGUACAAUGGAACCAAUAGAAUAGUAGCAAAAGUGCAAAUUCCACCCAACCUGCAUGCUAGUCAAGCUAAAUGAAGUGCACCUCAAGUAUUUAACGUAUCGGACCUAGGUCUGACCUUUACUCUCUUAUAACCCAGUAAUACCCAGUACUACAGGGCAUUGAUAAGGCCCGUAUAGACAUGGAGGACAAUAGAUACAGGUCAUACUGGGUACUACUACUUCUAGAUUUCUUUAGCUUUUUUUGAGUUUCCACUGAUUUCUCUCAAUCCCCAUUCCCCCACGGGGAUUGGUUAAUGCCAUGUUGAGUCAUUCGAUGUUACAGGUAUUACAAGGACUUUCUGAAAUAAUCUGACCUCAAACCAAAAACACUCUUCUCCCACAGAUAUCUUCCAAUAGGGACUUAAAGGUUUGAAUCCAAAAUACACUGUUGUUCACUGUUAAAUGUCCUGCAAAUUGUUUUGGGAAAUAAAUUGACAAUUGAGAGGCAUAGAAAGCAUGCCGGGGUGUACAAUUGUAACAUCUGAAUAAUCGUAUAGUUUUAGAAGAAGAUUAAAGUUUUCACUGAAACAUC